AUGCCAACCGCGCACCCCCCACCAUUCAGCACAAUCCUCUCCUCCACACCGCAACCCUCACCAACAGACCUAACACCAAUCUACCAAGGCGCCGAAGCCCACCUAUACAGAACGACCUUCCUAUCAUCGACCACCCCCGCGGCCCUCAAAAUCCGCCCCUCAAAGCCGUACCGCCAUCCCAUCCUCGACCGCCGCCUCACCCGCGCCCGCAUCCUCCAGGAAGCGCGUUGUCUGCAGAAACUCGUUAAGGAGGGUGUUUCGGUGCCCGCGCUGCUGGGCGUCGACUGGGAGCCGAAUGCGGAUAAUGGGAGCUCGUGGCUUGUUAUGGAGUGGGUUGAGGGCGGGCCUGUGCGCGUGCAGCUUGAGAGGUGGGAGCGGUAUUUGAAGGGGGUUGAGAGGGAGAGGGGGCUUGCUAUGGGGGAGGGGAUUGAGAAGAGUGAGGAGGAGAAGGUGCGUGGGUUGAUGAGGAGGAUUGGGGGUGCUGUUGGUGGGUUGCAUAGGGCGGGCGUUAUUCAUGGGGAUUUGACGACGAGUAAUCUUAUGCUGAGACCGAAAUCUGCGGAGGCAGCAGUUGAUGAGGAGGGAGAGGGGUCGCCGUCUAUGGAGGGGGAUAUUGUGAUGAUUGAUUUUGGGCUGGCGAUGCAGAGCGCGCAGGAUGAGGAUCGGGCUGUUGAUUUGUAUGUCCUUGAGCGGGCGUUCGGGAGCUCGCAUCCUCGGACGGAAAGGUUCUUUGAGGAGGUUCUUGUCGGGUAUAAGGAGAGUUAUAAGGGAUCUGUAUCGGCGCUGAAGCGGUUGGAGGAUGUACGGAUGAGAGGGAGGAAGAGGAGUAUGAUUGGGUAG
Aspergillus mulundensis is the source of this 840-nucleotide messenger RNA. It is a transcript of the gene bud32, whose product is annotated as serine/threonine protein kinase BUD32. The transcript has a single exon. Gene Ontology annotation, cellular component: nucleus; cytosol; EKC/KEOPS complex. Gene Ontology annotation, molecular function: protein serine/threonine kinase activity; ATP binding. The record is from RefSeq and is a predicted model, not a curated record. Gene Ontology annotation, biological process: protein phosphorylation. Lineage: Eukaryota; Fungi; Ascomycota; Eurotiomycetes; Eurotiales; Aspergillaceae. The coding region runs from base 1 to 840 and encodes 279 amino acids.